GGCAACAACGACGAAGUCGGUGCCCAGCCAAUACAGAUCCAUCGGGAGCUUUGAAUCUUGAACAAUGGACCUGCAGCUCAACGGCGUCCAUGUCCUCGUAACAGGUGCUAGCGGUGGUAUAGGCCUGGUGACGGCACGCCUCUUCCUCAAAUGCGGAGCAAAUGUCACUACUCACUAUAACUCCACAUCGUCAACCCUCGAGCCUCUCCUCGCCGAAUUCGGACCUUCCCGUGUGCAGUCGGCGCAAGCGAACCUCAGCAAGGAGGAAGACGUGCUGCGCAUGUUCGAUGCACUCAAGGGGUGCCCAUUUGGUCCAGUGCAGGUGCUGAUCGCGAACCAUGGGUACUACCCGCCGGCAGAUGUGCCUGUCGCGGAAAUGUCCCUCGCGCAGUGGGAGUCGACCUUCGCGUCUAACAUGACAUCUACCUUCCUCGUCGUCAGAGAGUACCUCAAGCAACUGGCAGGGGCCACCACGGAGCAGAAGGAGAAGGCGUCCAUCGUCAUGAUAGGCAGCACUGCGGGCAAAUAUGGCGAGAUUGGCCAUGCCGACUACUCCGCGACCAAAAGUGGAAUGAUGUACGGCUUCACCAUGUCGCUGAAGAAUGAGAUCGUCAAAAUCGCCCCACGCGGGCGAGUGAACUGCAUCGCUCCGGGGUGGGUCAAGACCCCCAUGGCCGAGCAUGCCCUGAAGCAGCCUGAUAUCAUCUACCACGCGCUGGCGACCACGCCGCUCAAGAAAGUCGCUACGCCAGAGGACGUCGCGUCUCAGGUUGUCUUCGUGGCGUCGACCGCAGUGUCCGGACACGUAUCCGGCCAAGUCCUCAUGGUGGAAGGCGGUAUGGAGGGUAGGCUGCUGAACAAGCGCGAGGACAUCACCGCCUACUAAGCUUCGAUCUCCCGUCAAUGAAAAGGCAGGCUCGAAGUAGCUGUUUGUAUACGAUCGCGCGUUAUGUAUUGGACGACGACUCGCCCGUAAGUGUUCUGUACCUCAAUGAAACGUGUGCAUGUCGGACGUGAACGACCCGGAUGGACUCGAUGUGACAUUGACAUCUCUGUUCUCGUCGUCCACUCAGAACUGCGCAGC
Messenger RNA from Rhodofomes roseus, 1084 nucleotides. RefSeq lists its product as uncharacterized. The transcript is spliced from 9 exons. The record is from RefSeq and is a predicted model, not a curated record. NCBI's taxonomy places the organism in Eukaryota, Fungi, Basidiomycota, Agaricomycetes, Polyporales, Fomitopsidaceae. Bases 65 to 886 code for a protein of 273 amino acids.